Messenger RNA from Corticium candelabrum, 967 nucleotides. RefSeq lists its product as uncharacterized. Lineage: Eukaryota; Metazoa; Porifera; Homoscleromorpha; Homosclerophorida; Plakinidae. The transcript has 2 exons. The record is from RefSeq and is a predicted model, not a curated record. Bases 129 to 905 code for a protein of 258 amino acids.
UUUUCCAGAAAGCUUGGAAAGCCUUUCCAACCUUUCCACCCUCUAUCGUGGAAAGGACGGAUAGAAAAUCGGGAAAAUGAUUCACGUGACCUAAAGUCCCGGAAGCGUACCGCGCAAUUGCUGGUGAAAUGACUACUGUGUCUGAGAAUUCAAGUCCUACGGAGCUCGUAGAGAUUCUUACAGGUGGCUCAGAUGUGUUUGUUGCUAUGGAACCACCUAAAGUGAGAAAAGAAGGCUAUUCUUGGAGUGAUUCGGCGACUCUUUCGCUUAUACAACUCUACGGCGAGUUUUCCGAGAAAUUCCGAAGUCCUUCGUACAAGAAGAAACAGAUUUGGGAAAGGAUUGCUUUGAGAAUGCAAGAGAUGGAAUUUCAGGUAAACGGUGCCCAAUGUGAGGGUCGAUGGAAGUAUCUCACUAAGACGUAUCGCGACAUUGCAGAUCAUAAUAACCAGACAGGUCGAGACAGAAAAGAUUGGAAGUUUGAGAAAGCCAUGGAUACUGUAUAUGGGUACAAACAGAGUGUGAGACCUGUUGUUACUAUUAGCAGUACUGGAGAAGGAGACACAGUUUAUUCCUCAUUGGGUGAUAUCAGCAAUGGUGAUCAGAUAGAGAAAAGUGACCUGACCUCGGCAAGUCCCAGUCCUAGUCCUGGGACAUCUGCCAGUGUUCAUGAGGAUGAUGCUGACAGUGAUAUUGGGCCACCAUCCAAGAAAAGCAGACGACUAGCACCACCACACAAGUAUGCCACAACAAAGGAAAGUUUCAUGAAGAUGAUGGACAGCUGUCAGAGGGCACGAGCAAGACAACAUGAACAAAAGCUGGAUUUGUUGGCUUGCCUGCAUCAGGAGAAAAUGGAAAUGUUUGGAGGUCUUCUUGAUGCAAUUAAAGGACUAAGGAAGCAGUAGAUUAAAGCCAUUUGUGUUGUCUGGUUUAAAAAAAAGUUAGUAAGUCAUUAUGGCAAUGUGCA